This is a messenger RNA of Hemibagrus wyckioides, 1945 nucleotides long. It is a transcript of the gene g6pc1a.1, whose product is annotated as glucose-6-phosphatase catalytic subunit 1a, tandem duplicate 1. Gene Ontology annotation, biological process: glucose 6-phosphate metabolic process; gluconeogenesis. Gene Ontology annotation, cellular component: membrane. NCBI's taxonomy places the organism in Eukaryota, Metazoa, Chordata, Actinopteri, Siluriformes, Bagridae. Gene Ontology annotation, molecular function: glucose-6-phosphatase activity. The transcript is spliced from 5 exons. The record is from RefSeq and is a predicted model, not a curated record. The coding region runs from base 1 to 1056 and encodes 351 amino acids.
AUGGAUCUGCUCCAUAGCUGGGGGGUGAGUCUGGCAGUCUAUUUGCAGACAGAGUACAUUGCCUAUGAGAGUUGGUUUCAGCUGAUUUCCUAUAUUGCGGACCUCCACACCACCUUCUUCAUCUUCUUCCCCAUCUGGUUCCACCUGAAAAGGGACGUUGGCAUCAAGCUCAUCUGGGUGGGUGUGGUGGGGGACUGGCUUAACCUGGUGCUGAAAUGGGUUCUUUUUGGAGAAAGGCCUUACUGGUGGGUUCAUGAGACCAGGUUUUAUGGCACUGACUCAGCACCAGCUCUGAGGCAGCUUCCCAUCACGUGCGAGACCGGACCAGGAAGUCCUUCUGGUCAUGCAAUGGGCUCUGCUGCAGUGGCGUAUGCGAUGGUCACGUCAUUGCUAGCCAUUGCUGCUCAGAGAAAACCUCCUGCUUUGCUUUAUUGGCUUUUACAGAUGGUGUUAUGGAUGCUGUUGGGGCUGGUGGAGCUGUUAGUCUGCAUGUCUCGUGUUUAUGUUGCUGCCCACUUCCCCCACCAGGUUGUAUGUGGAGUGAUCUCAGGUAUCAUUGUAGCUGAAAUAUUCUCAAGACAGCAAUGGAUUUAUAACACCAGCCUGCAGAGGUACUUCAACAUCACUCUGUUCCUGACCGUUUUCGCCGUGGGAUUUUAUGUUCUUUUGAAGGCUGUGGGUGUGGAUCUGCUGUGGACUCUGGAAAAAGCUCAGAAAUGGUGCGUGAACCCGGCCUGGGUCCACAUGGACACCACUCCAUUCGCCAGCCUGAUGCGUAACAUGGGCACCUUGUUCGGUCUGGGCCUGGGCCUGCACUCACCGCUCUAUACCGAGAGCAAGAGUAGCCCCAGCGCCCCCUUCAGGAUGGGCUCUAUUGCCCUGUCAUUAGCUCUUCUUCAGCUCCUGGACUUUUUGACCUUCCCAUCAGAUAACCACACAAUCUUUUACAUUCUGUCAUUCGUAAAGAGUGCCGUUGCUCUUUUAGUUCCUACCAUACUCGUUCCUAGAGGUUUGUCCUUGUUUUUACAAGAACAGAAAGUUGAAAAAGCAUCAUAGAUAGCUAUUUCAGAUGUUCACGAUGGUGAGUGAUAAAUGCUCUCAGUCUGAAGGUCAGUACAUUGGAUUAUGUUCAACAAAGCUCAGGUUCUUCUCCAGCAUCAGGCUUCACACUUCCAUGUUUUGCUGAAGAUAUAUACCUCUAGUGCUUGAGAACCAUUCAGCCAAGCCCAUUCUGAAAUCUUCUGACAUCUCAAACCCUUGAUUUUCUGUAAAGAACUUAAAAUUUCAGCUGAAGGUCUUCUGCACCAACUGCUAGAUUUUAAGAAUCUAUUAAUGACCAGUUAUAGAGUGGUUUAUUUCAGUUGAAUCCAUUGUUGCAGUUGUUGGGGAAUCUCCGUCCUGAUCUUCUGAAUGAGUCUGGUCCAUUCACUACAACUGGACUCUUUUCAAAAAACAUGUCCAAAGGUCCUUCUAUCAGCUCUUGUACUCUGAACUACUCGCCGGAGACAGCACUCUAUACGUGUGGGAUCGUACAAUGCCGAGUUACUAAUUGCCGUGCAGGUCGUCCUGGUGAAGACUUCAGAGAUUAUGAAUGUCAUAAAACUUAAAUGAUCUGUGCAUUUAAGAGCAGAAGUAAAUACAGGUGUUCUAAAGAGAAAUCCUGACCGCACCGUUUGGUGAUUUCCCCCACUCUCACACAAUUAAUCAACCUGUUAACCUGUUAAAUAAUAACUAAUGACUUUAAUCAGCUUUGAGCAUUAAAAUCACCAAUCUGUGCUGAAACCCUAACCGAAGCCAUCCUUUAUGCUCGGAUGGAUCUUUUUGCUUUCUGUACUAAUUACAUAUUUUUAUGUUGUAUAUUAAACCGAACCAUUCACAAAAUUCUUUCAUUCAUGUCAUGUAUGCUUGCAAGAGGACACCAUACACACACACACACACACACACA